Messenger RNA from Myotis brandtii (Brandt's bat), 1640 nucleotides. It is a transcript of the gene ADORA2B, whose product is annotated as adenosine A2b receptor. Gene Ontology annotation, biological process: vasodilation; adenylate cyclase-activating G protein-coupled receptor signaling pathway; G protein-coupled adenosine receptor signaling pathway. Gene Ontology annotation, molecular function: G protein-coupled adenosine receptor activity. Gene Ontology annotation, cellular component: membrane. The transcript has 2 exons. The annotation marks the transcript as partial. Lineage: Eukaryota; Metazoa; Chordata; Mammalia; Chiroptera; Vespertilionidae. The record is from RefSeq and is a predicted model, not a curated record.
GCGCUGCAGACGCCCACCAACUACUUCCUGGUGUCCCUGGCGGCGGCCGACGUGGCCGUGGGGCUGUUUGCCAUCCCCUUUGCCAUCACCAUCAGCCUGGGCUUCUGCACCGACUUCUACAGCUGCCUCUUCCUCGCCUGCUUCGUGCUGGUGCUCACGCAGAGUUCCAUCUUCAGCCUCCUGGCCGUGGCCGUGGACCGGUACUUGGCCAUCCUCGUCCCGCUCAGAUACAAGAGUUUGGUCACUGGGACCCGAGCGAGAAGAGUCAUUGCUGUCCUCUGGGUGCUUGCCUUUGGCAUUGGACUGACCCCUUUCCUGGGCUGGAACAGUAAAGACAGUGCCACCAACUGCACAGAGCCCUGGGGUGGAACCAUGAAUGAAAGCUGCUGCCUUGUGAAAUGUCUUUUUGAGAAUGUGGUUCCCAUGAGCUACAUGGUGUAUUUCAACUUCUUUGGGUGUGUCCUGCCCCCACUGCUCAUAAUGCUAGUGAUCUACAUCAAGAUCUUCAUGGUGGCCUGCAGGCAGCUUCAGCGCACUGAGCUGAUGGACCACUCAAGGACCAUCCUCCAGCGAGAGAUCCACGCUGCUAAGUCCCUGGCCAUGAUCGUGGGGAUUUUUGCUGUGUGCUGGCUACCAGUGCAUGCCAUCAACUGUGUCACCCUUUUUCAUCCAGUUCAGGCUAAGGAGAAGCCCAAGUGGGCAAUGAAUAUGGCUAUUCUCCUGUCACAUGCCAACUCAGUUGUCAAUCCCAUUGUUUAUGCCUACAGGAACCGAGACUUCCGCUAUACUUUUCACAAACUCAUCUCCAGGUAUGUUCUCUGCCAGACAGAUGUCUUCAAGAGUGGGAAUGGGCAGGCGGGGGCACAGCCUGCUCUCGACAUGGGCCUAUGACCUGGAUGGACUCUGUCCUCUUCAAAAGGCACAAAUCCACAAUAAACAGAGGGACAGGACAUGAUUGGAUGAUCCUCAUGUGAAAGACAGUCAUGCCUCAGAAGCAUAUGGGUUGCCUCUUUUGAGCAUCUCCCUGGAGUUACCACAUAUCUAACUAAUAUGUACAUGAUAUUAGUAGGUUCCAAGGGUUGACAAAUACAUAUGGUCCUGUCUGGAUGCUCUCACUGUGUGGAUGAUGCUGACAACUUGAAUGGAUUGUAAAAUAAUGUUUUGUUUUUUUUAAAGUCGGCCUUUUUUAUGGUAGAAAAUGAAUAAAACUAUUUUUCUGUGAAACACUGUGAAUUAUUAUAAUACAAAUAUUUUUUAAACUUAGUGGCAAUGGAAAAAUAAAAGUUGGACAUACUAAAAGUGUAUACUCAUUUCUAGGAAGGAGACCAGGAAAAUUAAAAGUAUAAUUCUUUGAUCAAGAAACUACUAUAUUAAUUUAGGGAAAUGACACUCCUGUAAGUUCUUAAGUAGAACAUCAUCAGAUAACAUUUUGAUAGCAUUCUUUUCCAUAUAUAGCAAACAACCCUAGAGAAAGAAACUAGAGAAGGGAUCCUUCUUCUAUCAGAUUCCCUUUCCCCCUCCUAGAACUAGUAGUGAAUUUUACUUCUCUACCAACUUCAAGCUUUGCCAACUUGCUGGAUCUCAAAGUGUGAAAUUUUUACUAAGUAAAAUUAUACAAUUGUGUAUUAUAUUGGGUGAAA